UCGAGGAGAGGGGAGGACCAACAGGCUACACAGGGUCCAGCUAAGGGGCCACGACUCCUCACUGAGACCCUAUCCAAGCUAGGUGUUCCCCGCAUCGUGGAACCUGGAUUUGUGCGGAGCGGGGUGAUUCCCGGGCAAGGAAGGUUCUUCCGGCAGGUCCACCAUACCUUCGUCUCGCAUCAGGACCCCCCUUGGAUGCUCUGAGCCACCCUUCUCAACCCGGAUCUAAAACCUGGGACACGGCUAUCAGGCCAGCCUCUCUCUCCCUCCACCCCUCCCCCUCUUUCUAGCGUCCAUCCCCUCCCCAACACCACCUCUGCUGCUGCCUCUGGCUGUGGACUUGCACCUCUUCUCCAUCUUCACCGGGCCGGGAGAGUGGGGUUAGCCUGGAUGAGAGUGUGCCCCUAACCUGGGGCCCUCCCAGGCCAUGGCUCGUGUGCUCCCAGGGAGGAGUCCAGGACCCUGAGCCUCUGCUAGAAGCUUGGCAGAGGCCCCGCUGGGACCGUGUCUUCUGAGGACAAAAGGCUGCGGCCAGCAGGCAGACUGGGUGGGGGGUGGGGGGGAACCGGCAGGCAGGCAGGCAGACCAGUAGCAGAGCUAGCUCUGGCCCCCUCCCAGACUGGUGGUGGCAUAAAGAUGGGGGUGGGAGUGUGUAGCGGGAGAAGCACCUACCAGGACCCCCAUCUGCCCACUACUUGGGCACCCCAAAUCUGUGUGCUGCCCACCUGGUGUUCCCCAACAUCUCCAGCUCUACCAAGUGCACCCCUCUGGCACCUGCUUCCCCUGCUGCCAGCGAUUUAGACCAACCAGGCUGUAUCCACGGCAACAGAAGCAGGAGUGUCACUGGCUGCCAGAUCACUGAGGGUCCCACAAUGUGGCCUGGACUGUGGUUUAUCCUGCUUGAGAUCGAGUGAGUUCCCUUCCUGAAUUCCAAGACGGUCCUGCUAAGAGAACCCAGCUUCCUCGCAGAGCAUGGUGGCACACAGCUUUAAUCCAGCACUUGGGAUGCAGAAGCAGCCUCCUGCACCUGUUCUUACUCGAGUUUCCUGGUGUGGCAAGCACCUAGGAUCCAGGCGGCUCUACUCAGGUUUCCACAUAUACCUGCAGGAAUUAGCUGAUUUGUGCACACGAGUAGAUACCUGCUGUUGGCUCUGUAUAUCAGUGUCUCCAUUUGCAGGUGUAGCUCAGCAAGACAACUGAUGGAGUCCCCCAGGGCCCAUCAAAUACCGGACUGGCCGACCCCCUAAGGUUGGGGUAGCCCUUGCCCCUCAGUAUGGCCAACACCACCGGAGAGCCUGAGGAGGUGAGCGGCGCACUGUCCCUGCCAUCAGCAUCGGCUUACGUGAAGCUGGUGCUGCUGGGACUGAUCAUGUGUGUAAGCCUGGCAGGCAAUGCCAUCUUGUCCCUGCUGGUGCUCAAGGAGCGUGCCUUGCACAAGGCUCCUUACUACUUUCUGCUGGACCUGUGCCUAGCUGAUGGCAUACGCUCUGCCAUCUGCUUUCCCUUUGUACUGGCUUCUGUGCGCCAUGGCUCCUCAUGGACCUUCAGUGCACUCAGUUGUAAGAUUGUGGCCUUCAUGGCUGUGCUCUUUUGCUUCCAUGCGGCCUUCAUGCUGUUCUGCAUCAGCGUCACCCGCUACAUGGCAAUCGCCCACCACCGCUUCUAUGCCAAGCGCAUGACACUCUGGACAUGCGCAGCUGUCAUCUGCAUGGCCUGGACCUUGUCUGUGGCCAUGGCUUUCCCACCUGUCUUUGAUGUGGGCACCUACAAGUUUAUCCGAGAGGAAGACCAGUGCAUCUUUGAGCAUCGCUACUUCAAAGCAAAUGACACACUGGGCUUUAUGCUUAUGUUGGCUGUGCUCAUGGCAGCCACACAUGCUGUCUAUGGCAAGCUGCUACUCUUCGAGUAUCGUCACCGCAAGAUGAAGCCAGUGCAGAUGGUGCCAGCCAUCAGCCAAAACUGGACAUUCCAUGGCCCUGGGGCUACCGGCCAAGCUGCUGCCAACUGGAUCGCUGGCUUUGGCCGUGGGCCCAUGCCACCAACUCUGCUGGGUAUCCGGCAGAAUGGGCAUGCAGCUAGCCGGCGGCUACUGGGCAUGGACGAGGUCAAGGGUGAAAAGCAGUUGGGCCGAAUGUUCUACGCGAUUACACUGCUCUUCCUGCUCCUCUGGUCGCCAUACAUCGUGGCCUGCUACUGGCGAGUGUUUGUGAAAGCCUGCGCUGUGCCCCACCGCUACCUGGCCACUGCUGUUUGGAUGAGCUUCGCCCAGGCUGCCGUCAACCCAAUCGUCUGCUUCCUGCUUAACAAGGACCUCAAGAAGUGCCUGAGGACUCAUGCCCCUUGCUGGGGCACAGGAGGUGCCCCAGCUCCCAGGGAACCCUACUGUGUCAUGUGAAGCAAGCCAGUAGGUGAUAGGCAGGGGGGAAGUUGUGAUCACCAUACUGGGGCCAACAGCAGGGGAAGAGUGGGACCCACACAGAAGCCUUCUUUUUUAAGCUUCAGCCCAGGCUCUCAAACCAUUCAUAACUGAGGCAUUUUGCAAACACCUCCCUAGGGGUGGAAACUGGGUGAGGAAUUGGGAAAGAGGCAUUUCUAGUUUUGUGGGGCUUGUCCCGCAGCCUCCUCCACUUCUACAAUCUCUUUCCCAUGCCCUCCCUGCCUCCUUAUCCCUCUCCCUUCUCCUCUUUCUAAAGUGACGAUUCAGUAAAAAAAAAAAAAAAACAAAAAAAACAAACAAACUGAAAAUGCAGGGUUUUUAAUAAUAACAGCUGAGGAAACAAGCUUUCUUGCUUAAAAGUUACCCCCCCCCUUUUGACACUGUCAAGAAAUGGAAGUUUUCUCCUGUAAAAUAGAUUUCCAGAGAUCUUAUUGCCCCCACCCCGGGUUCCCAUUCACCCUCCCCUUCUGAGUCCCUUAGCAAGACUUGGAUGUUUAGGAAAUACUGACUUAAGGCUUCACACAAGAGGGACCAAAUGGGGUGCUGCCCUCCUGGGGAGCAAGGACGUUUAAAUUGCUACGUUGUGUGCAAUGUUGUUUUUGGCUUAACCUUGAUCCCAAGCCUGGUCUCCCUAUCCCUCCCUAUCGUGUCCAGACUUUGCUAGUGUUUCUGGAGGCUCUGUUUGAGAAGCCAAGAGCGUACAAAGAAGGGCCUCCAUGAUGUGCCCAGGCUAGAUGAAGAGUCGAAUGGUAGAUGAGCUCCUCAACCAAAAUCCAAAUUUAGCUACACUCUCGAGCUUUCUCUUGGAUCCCCACCCUUUCUUCCUAGGACUAUGCAUCUGCUUGUCCCCACCAGAGAUGAUGUGGAUACAUGUGGCGGGGAAGUCAUUCAUGGAAGUAGAGGGAGAUAGUUGAACUCCCCAGAGUGGCUGGACUCCAGAGCCUCGGGUCAGAGCUAAAUUCAACCCCACAAUUGUUUCUUGGGCUCACACUAUUCUUCUGGAAACAAAACUUCUUUGGGAGCCUUGGUAACCAAUAGUGAUACAAACUUCAAGGCACCCGGGAAUUGGGUCCAAUCCUGCCUGACCUCUUUUUGUCCCUUCCAGGUCUCCCAGGCCUUGAGCGCCUUCCUUAGCUGCCCUUCCAUGCCACAAACAUCCUUCCCUGCAGUUUUUCCUCCCUUCACCCUUACCUAUACCCAAAGUGGAGCAAACUAUACCCGAUUCCACAGGUGGAAGGUCCCAAGCCUCUUUUCCACAGACAGAGACCAUCCUGGGCUUACUGACUUCAAGGCCAGUUCCGUAGACUGGUGAGCCAAGCUGGAACUCUGUGCCUAAGUUUGGGGCUGUGAUCUCCUCAUCCCCUUUCUUUCCUUAGAAACUCCUAUCCUAAACUCCAACCCUACCCCCAAGAUAGCCCGUGAACUGAGGAAGCUUUGACUCAAAAGCAAUGAAGGAGGUGCUCUAGACAGAAAAGAUAUUGGUGACCCUGGCUGUGGAGAGGCCCUGGAAAAGCAGGCCAGAGUAGCUGAGAGGCUGGAAAUGUGUUGUGGGUGGGGCUGUACUCUCAGUGAUGAUGACAGGAAUGCCUUUCUGAGGGCAGGGGUGGAAAGAGCAAGGUGGGAGGGCACAUAGGGUAAAUUCAGGAGGCUUUUCCUCCAUUUCCUUUUUCUAACUGCCUGGCUUCUUCAUCAUUGGAUUUUGUAAAUGGAAAAACUGAAAUGAACAAUGUUAUAUUGGAUGUUUUUUCUUUCUCUCUCUCUCCCUCUUUCCCUCCCUCCCUCCCUCCCUCCCUCCCCCUUCUCUCUCUCUCUCUGUCUCUCUGUCUCUCUCUCUCUCUCUCUCUCGUGUGUAUAUGUCUGUGUCUGUGUAUCCUAUCUGUGUAUGAUCACGUGUGGGGAGGUAUGAUUAAGUGAGACAGUGUGUGUCUGUGUGACUUUGUGUGAAUAGGAAACCCCGAGGAAAACUUGCCUGCUACACAUAUAUAAGCAAAUACCUAUAUGUGAGGAAAUAGAGUACACACACGUGUACACACAUACACACAGAGAGACACAGGAAGAGAGGAGACACAGGAAGGAGAGGAGACAAAACUUAGUAUGUGCCUGCAGCAGGAAAUAGAGUGCUUAGGAGAUGAACCUGAAAAAUAUUAUGUAUGUAUGUGUCAAGAGGGUCAACUCCCACCUCAUAAGAUUGUCUUCCCUUGGCCUAGCUUCUGAGCACCAGGUGAGGAGAGAAUAGUUUAGAACCUCAUCUCUUCCGAAUGUCUGGAGAUUCAGCCCCCACCCCAAAAUUCAAAUAAGGUAUUUCUGAAAUUGGACCACCAUGGAAAUAGGAACUGGGAAUGGGGGUGUCAAACAUGGAGGUAAUGAGGUUAAGAGAUGGUCCCCUGCAAUGUAAUGGCUUUUAGAGGAACCGCUCCAUCUGAACUAGGAGUUCUUCUUAAGGUUCCACUGUAUCCAGCUGGGACUUUGUUCAGCUUUGACUAAAUUUAGAAGGAAGGAUGACAUGGAGAAAAAGCCCAAGUCUGGGGGUCUACCCAGCUGGCCUACUCCCUAGGCGCUCAAUUAAUUUACUAUUUAUUUAUUUAUUUAUUCCUUCAGUUGCACAGAAUUGAGCUGACCAUAUUCCUCAAUUCUCGGAGCACUAUAUCAUCAUUGGUCCAUGCAAGGUCCUUUUAUUAUUUUGUUUGUCCCCUUCAUCACCCAUCCCCGAUCCCAUCUUUCCCCACCCCACACAGGCACCACUCUUCUGUACUUAAUGUGUGUCCUUCCAAACCACCGUUCAUGCGUUUAUUUACUUACGUGUAUCUGUGGAAAAUAUAUGGUAUCGAUGUUUUAAUUUAC
Messenger RNA from Chionomys nivalis (European snow vole), 5278 nucleotides. It is a transcript of the gene Gpr173, whose product is annotated as G protein-coupled receptor 173. The transcript is spliced from 4 exons. NCBI's taxonomy places the organism in Eukaryota, Metazoa, Chordata, Mammalia, Rodentia, Cricetidae. Gene Ontology annotation, molecular function: G protein-coupled receptor activity. Bases 1274 to 2395 code for a protein of 373 amino acids. Gene Ontology annotation, biological process: G protein-coupled receptor signaling pathway. Gene Ontology annotation, cellular component: plasma membrane. The record is from RefSeq and is a predicted model, not a curated record.